Molecule: messenger RNA, 1065 nt
Organism: Microdochium trichocladiopsis
Lineage: Eukaryota; Fungi; Ascomycota; Sordariomycetes; Xylariales; Microdochiaceae
Exons: 2
Coding region: 1-1011 (336 amino acids)
Source: RefSeq, a predicted model, not a curated record
AUGGCGGUGCCCAAGAGCUCGGCCCCCUUCACCCACCGAGCCUUGGAGCACGACACUGCGGCGGGGAAGGUCGCGGCGGGGCGCGUCGAGACCAGUCUCGUAGACCUGCUGCCCGCUUCGAGCCGGACCCCGGCGGACGACCUGACGACCCCUGCCCAUUCCCCCGUGGUCGCCUGCGUCGACGCGGAGCUCGAUCUGCGGCGACUUGCCGAUGUCCACGACUGGUUGUGGAUCGCCGGACGGCCCAUGCCGCCGCGCCCGCUCCACCAACAGCGCCUCCUCAACCGCGAGAUCCUGAUCACCGAGAGGCUGGACCAGCACUUGGUGUGGGGGACUGGCCGCAUGUUUUUCAAGCCGCUGCCGCGCUUCCUCCUCGAGCCGCGCUUCUGGGAGGAACACCUGCGUUGCCCACAGCCGCCCAGCCGCAUCGCAGGCGAGCAACGGUGUGCCUGUGGGGGUCGUCGGGAGCGAGCCCUCGGCUUGCUCUUCUCGUACGCGGGCCUCAUAGCCCACGAGAGCGACUUCCAUAUCGCCAAGGAGAACCACCUCCUGCCCCAAGAGGUGCAGUGGCAGUCGUGGAGGACGGUCGUCAAGGAAGUGCUGGGAACGCAGCACAUCUAUUCCUCGAUCGAUCCGCGUUUCCACUACGGAGAGCUCCGCCUCAGCCGGCUCAACAAAAUAUACUUCCUCUGGAAGACCCCGCUUCGCCGCUACAUGUCUCGCUGGACCCAGUACGGCUCCUUCUUUGGCGACAACUUUGCCUGGCUGGCCAGCUCGACCGUCUACAUCGCCAUCGUCCUGACGGUGAUGCAGGUCGGCCUGGCGACGGAGCUCCAGAACAACGAGGCUUUCCAGUCGGCCUCGUACGGCUUCACAGUCUUCUCCAUCCUGGGGCCUCUCGUCGCCGCAGGCCUCAUCUUGGUUGUAUUCUUCUAUAUGUUCGUCGAUAACUGGGUCGCUACGAGACGCUACCAGCGGAAGAGAAUGCAGAUCAUCAAGACCCAGGGGUAGCUGAUCUGAUUGGCCUUGGCAGGCUGCGCGGCAAGCUUGUCAGAACGACGCCAA